UCCAAACUUUGAAAACAAACAAGUGAGAAAAAGAAAACAAGAAAAUUUAAGGAGAGGAAGAAGAUGGUUGAUGACGAGAAAGGUAGAAGAAGGCGGGUGUUCACGUACGGCACCCUGAAGCGGGGAUUUUGGAACCACAGCUUAAUGCAGGAGCUGAUGAGAAGCGGAGACGCGGUUUUCUUGGGAAACUACAGAAGCGAAGAAAAGUACCCGCUCGUGUGUGGGCCCUACCGGGUGCCCUUUCUCCUGAACCUGCCAGGCUUGGGUCAGCGGGUUAUGGGCGAGUUGUACGCCGUGUCGAGUCACGGAUUGGCUCGCAUGGAUGAGUUGGAGGGCACGAGUCGCGGACACUACGAGAGGCUCCCCAUAAAGCUAGAGGCUGAGGAGGAGGCGGCGGCGAAUGCUUAUUUUGCGCACAGCAGCUACGCGAUGGAGCUGUGGAUCAAGAAUGGGAGGAUGGGUUUGAGCACGUAUUCGGAGAAAGAGGCGCGGGGAUACGUCAAGCGCCAAGAUAGGCCGCAGCAUCUCACCUUUCUCGACCACAUCCAUCUAUUUCUGUCUUCUUCAUCCUCAUCCUCCUCCUCCUCUUGAUUGAUGAAUUCAUGAUUGUUUGAUCAUUUCAUGGGCUGCUCACUCAUUACUUUUGACAGACUCGGAGUCUAAAAUAAAUAAACAAAUUGAUUUUGAUUUUGAUUUU
Prunus mume (Japanese apricot) is the source of this 697-nucleotide messenger RNA. Its product is annotated as putative gamma-glutamylcyclotransferase At3g02910. Gene Ontology annotation, molecular function: gamma-glutamylaminecyclotransferase activity. Gene Ontology annotation, cellular component: cytosol. Lineage: Eukaryota; Viridiplantae; Streptophyta; Magnoliopsida; Rosales; Rosaceae. The record is from RefSeq and is a predicted model, not a curated record.